Molecule: messenger RNA, 3750 nt
Organism: Urocitellus parryii (Arctic ground squirrel)
Lineage: Eukaryota; Metazoa; Chordata; Mammalia; Rodentia; Sciuridae
Gene: Wdr4
Product: WDR4 tRNA N7-guanosine methyltransferase non-catalytic subunit
Biological process (GO): tRNA modification; RNA (guanine-N7)-methylation
Cellular component (GO): nucleus; cytosol; tRNA methyltransferase complex
Molecular function (GO): protein binding
Source: RefSeq, a predicted model, not a curated record
UACGUCAGCUCGCGGCGUCUGCGCAUGAUGUAACUGGCCGGCGCCGGUAGAAAGGAGCGCCCUGCGGCACACGUGGGUGGCGGAGCGGCGGGCACGCACAUGGCGAGUUGCGCGGCGCUGGCGGUGUGCGGGCAGGCGCUGGUGGUGCGGGGUGGCAGCCGGUUCCUGGCCGUCUCCACUGCGAGCAGUGAUGUUUUUAGCCUCUUCACAUAUGAUUGCAGUACUGCAGAAAAGAAGCCAGAAGAAAAUAAAGGGGAGGAUGGCCGGCCCAUGGAUCAGGGGAGCGACAUGAUUCUAGCGUCCACCUUCUCCACAUCUGGCAGCUAUUUUGCUUUAACUGAUGACAGUAAGCGUCUGAUUCUUUUCCGUACAAAACCAUGGCAAUGUCUGAGUGUCAGGGUAGUGGUGAGGAGGUGCACAGCUCUGACCUUCACAGCCUCUGAGGAGAGGGUCUUGGUGGCCGACAAGUCUGGAGACGUCUACUCCUUCUCGGUGCUGGAGCCCCAUGGAGGUGGCAGGCUGGAGCUCGGGCACCUGUCCAUGCUGCUGGACGUGGCUGUGAGUCCUGAUGACCGCUUCGUGCUCACUGCUGACCGGGAUGAGAAGAUCCGCGUCAGCUGGGCCGCUGCACCACACAGCAUUGAGGCCUUCUGCCUGGGGCACACAGAGUUUGUGAGCCGGAUCCUCGUGGUGCCCAGCCAUCCUGAGCUGCUGCUGUCCUCCUCAGGGGAUUGCACCCUGCGGCUCUGGGAGUACAGAAGUGGCCGCCAGCUGCAGUGCUGUGACCUGGCCAGCCUGCAGGAGCCGGUGGAGCCUCAGGGCCCCAAGAGGUUUGCCGCAUCCAGGAUUGCAUUCUGGGCCCAGGAGAGCUGUGUGGCACUUCUGUGUGACAGCCUCCCUGUGGUCCUCAUCUUCCAUUUUGAGGCCAGUGGACAGCAGCUGGCGUUCAGACAGCAGUUGACUUUUCCACACCGGGUGUGGGAUGUGGCGUUUGAGGAGACCCAGGGCCUGUGGGUUCUGCAGGACUGCCAUGAAAGCCCCCUGGUGCUCUGGAGGCCUGUGCGUGGCCAGUGGCAGUCUGUUCCUGAAAGUGCUGUGUUACAGAGGCUGGCCAGUCAUCUCCGUGGACACUGGGCCAUAUUGGAAGGCUCUGUUGGUGCUGCAGAUGGCUUCCGCAGCCUGUACAAGGCCACCUUUGACAACAUGACCUCCUACCUGAAGAAGAAGGAGGAGAGACUGCUGCAGCAGCUGGAGAAGCAGCAGCGCCGGAAGAGCCCUCCUCCAGGGCCCCCUGGAGGGACCAAAAAGGCCCGCUCAGGGCCGGCAGCCUUGGGCUGCUGACCUCUGUCUUGGCGGGGCUCCCCACUGACAGUACAAGCAGCUCUUGGCCCAGCACCUCCCUUUAGAGGGAAGAGGUGGCAGCCAGGUCCCACUGGCUCAGUGGACAGUCUGUGGUCGCCAGGCUCUAGAGUGUCCUCAUUGCUGGGUGCAGGCUCUUGCCUGGAGUCCGUUCCUCCCCACCGGGAAGCCAUGCAGUGACAGCUGAGCUGGAGAGUCUGCACAGGGUGGUGGGAGUGCCUUGGGCACUGUGUCUUCCUUUUGGAGGAAAUAUACUACCCGUGGCGCUGGCGGCUACUUUGUUGCUGUGUCCUCAGUGCUGUCUGCCAGGUGCGUCUUCCUCCUGGGAAAUCAGGCACAGCCUGGCUUUCUGCCCUCACAGUGCCUCCUCGUGGGUGCUGCCGUGCAGCUCCUCUGGGGUGCUGUCCCUGAUUCAUGUGUGCAGUAGCUGGGUGGUGAGUGGCUAUGUGCAGCGCAGCAGUGAUGUGUCCCUGGGGGAGCUGGAUGGCGCUGGCACAGGAGGGGACUUUGUUGAAGGCGUCUGUGGAUGUGGCCCUGGCGAGGACCUCAUUUCACAGGGAAGUGAUUGGUGACGUGUGUUUUUGUGCCUUUGACUUGGACUCUGCUCACUCUGCAGAGUGGCAGGGGGUUCUAACGAAGGGGAGCUUUUGUGGCUUCCUGCAAGUGUGUGGGGCAGUGUGUGGAGCUGGCCCAGGUGUGAGGUGGGUGCUGUGUGGAAGUCGUGUUUCUCAGUGCAGGUCGUGGCUGUGCCAGCCUGGCCACUGAACCCAGCUUCUGCCCACUUUCCGUGAUUCUGUCUCAGACCCAGGCCCAGCGUGGGUGGGUGAGGACGUGGCCAUUUAAGCAGAUUUCUGCUGUGCACCAGCAGUUACGGAGCUUUGGCUUCUCCCCCAGUGCCCUGGUCUCCUUGGACCCCAGCCUGGAAGCAGCAGUGUUGUGGARUGGCUGGGCCCACUCGCCUUCACGGGCAGGAGGGGCUGCUGUGUGGAGGGGCCGUGUCCUGUGUGCUGCAGGCCCUCUGAACAGGCCUGUCCUCAGUGGUGGUGUGCAGUUCUUGGUGUAGGAGAAACUCAGGUGUGGUCUCCUCCAUGCCGGUGUUUUGGGAACCCUCUGAGCUUGCAGCCUCCCUUCUCCCUGGCCCCCCACCUUUUACGUUUUAUUUUGAUUCAGUGUCUUGCCAGGUUUCUGAGGCUGGCCUCAGACUACGAUCCUCCUGUCUCGGCUGUUAAUACCUGGGCUCUGCUUGGUGCUGUGGCAGCAGGUGUGGCAGGACCAGGAGCGCUAGCGGACGAUUCUCGUCCCCCUUGAGAUCCUGUUUAAGUUGUGUGUUUAAAAAAAUGAACUGGUUUGCUUCUUGGGAAACACCUUUCCUGUUCACCUGGCUCCUCCUCCCAGCCAGAGUAGACACGGUCCUCCGUCCACGUUGUUCCAGCCAGCGCUCGGGUUGGUGGCCAGGCCCCUUCGGUGUCUGGUGAGGAGACUCACAGACACAGCUUCAGGGCAGUACUGCAGAGCCACGGGCAUGAUGUGAGGAGAGGCUGCAGUCGGGCGGGACCACCCGUCUUCCCAGUGGUUGCUCUAAAUCACUCUGAUCCUUACCAAAGUCAUGCCCGUAGGUGAUAGGCCAACGGGCAUCUGUGGCCUGCUGUCUCCCCUCCCGUGGUUCCUGACCUUGUUUCUUUCUCCAGAGGCCAUGGUGUUUGGUGGUAUUCCCGGCCCGACACCCAAGUGACCCCCAGGGUCCACUCACUGGGUCACUCUCACAGAAGUUGCUGUACACACACUUGAGUGGUGCUGUCCACGUGCUCACGUGGAUCCGAGUGCGCCUUUGCCCAGCGCUCGCUGCCUGGUUUCCAGGUGGAUUGGCCACGUGCCCUCUUGGCACUGCCUUUCCCUCUCACAGGGCUGUCCUCUUGUCUGCUCAGUGGCUCUGGCUCACCUGGCCCCAUGGCCAGGAGUGGCUUCCAGCUGGACCUCAUAUCCUGUGGGGUCCUGGGCUUGCUCCCUGCCUUUAGGGCCCCUAAUUCCUAGCAGAAUGGGGGGCUUUAUUCCAGCUGGCUCUGAGAGCCUGCGCUCAGGUGCUCCCAGAUGUCCCAGGAGUUUCUCCUGUGGUAGGUUGGCAUCACCCCAGUGCACAUGCUCUCUGUAACCCCUCACCUCGCAGCAGCACCCCCCUACUGUUCCCUCCCCCAUGCCUGCUUGCUGGGCAGCUCGCUCAGAUCCUGCCCUGCCACCCGACCGCUUCUGCAUCAGUUUCACUACUUGUGUAAAGAUUUGCCCUUACGCUCCCUUAGAAUUUUAUCCUUGUUUCAUCGUUCCUAUUUUUUUAAAAAUUGUUCUUAUUGUCAGUGGAUCUUUAUUUUAUUUAUUUUUUUGUGUUGCUGAGGAUCA